UAUUACGUUUUAGGGUUUAUUUUCGCUUCUCAGAAAACCAUUGGAGUGAAGUACUAAAGGAUCGGAUACUGCAAAGUUGAGCAUGUGGUGCAUGUAACUUCAAAUAUUUUAUUAUUUACCAGAAAGUUUAUAACAGCUUUGAUUGAAGAUGUUCUCCUUGUUCACUCAAGAAAUUUGCCUUUCUAAAAGACAUGAAGAAAUAGUAUCACAAAGAUUACUGUUACUUCACCAAAUGGAGAAUAAAUUUGGAGAUCAAAACACAGACAAGGCAUCUCAGCUGCAAGCAGCUAAGACUGCAUUCCAAAGGAAUCUUAGUCUUUUAAAGGACAUAGAAGCAGCUGAAAAGUCUCUACAGAGUAAGAUUCACCCACAUCCACCAUCUCAGGUGGCUUCUCUUGAGACUCGUUACUGGGCAUCAGUAGAAGAGUAUAUUCCCAAAUGGGAACAGUUUCUCUUAGGACAAGCACCAUAUCCCAUUGGUGUUGAAAAUCAAAAUGAAGCGGAAAACAUCGUUCUAAAUGAGGCAUAGUAAUAACUUCUUCACAGAAACAUCCUUAAUGAAGCUGAGUAUUAAAGAGCUUGUGGGUAAUUGCAGGAACUUUAGGAACUGAAUAUUGUUUCAUUACCUCUAAAUGACAGUGAAGAUAAGAGACUCUACUGAGAAGUUUUUGAUCAUCCCUACCAUUCAGGGUCAUGAAUCUGCUUCUAGCACAUCCAUGGGAACUGUUAAAAAUUAAUAUUAAAGUGUUAAUAAAUUAUUGAAUCAG
Molecule: messenger RNA, 767 nt
Organism: Fukomys damarensis (Damara mole-rat)
Lineage: Eukaryota; Metazoa; Chordata; Mammalia; Rodentia; Bathyergidae
Gene: Cep15
Product: chromosome unknown C3orf14 homolog
Exons: 4
Coding region: 149-529 (126 amino acids)
Source: RefSeq, a predicted model, not a curated record